GACCAUGGCGCCGUGGCUCCCGAUGCUCCUGGCGCUCCUGGCUGUGCGCGGAGCCGCCGGAGCUCCCCCCAGCUUCGUCGUGCUGCUGGCGGAUGACCUGGGCUUCGGGGACCUGGGGUGCUACGGGCACCCUUCUUCUGACACACCCAACCUAGACCGGAUGGCUGCCCAAGGGCUGCGCUUCACCAACUUCUACAGCAGCUCCCCGGUGUGCAGCCCGUCUCGGGCAGCCCUGCUGACCGGCCGCUUCCAGAUGCGCUCUGGAGUCUACCCUGGUGUGUUCUACCCUGACUCACGGGGGGGGCUGCCCCUCUCUGAGGUCACCAUCGCUGAGGUGCUGAAGGCUCGGGGCUAUGCCACAGCCAUAGUCGGCAAGUGGCACCUUGGCCUGGGCGUUAAUGGCUCCUUCCUGCCCAUCCACCAAGGUUUUGACCACUUCUUGGGGGUGCCUUACUCCCAUGACCAGGGCCCCUGCCAGAAUCUCACCUGCUUCCCACCUGACACCAAGUGCUUUGGGACUUGUGACCAAGGCUCAGUGCCAGUCCCACUGCUCUGGAACCAGACAAUUGUGCAGCAGCCAGUCUCCUUUCCUGAGCUGGUGCCCCUCUACAACAAGUUCUCCCAGGACUUCAUCGCCGACUGUGCCCGCCGAGGCCUCCCGUUCCUGCUCUACUAUGCCUCACACCACACACACUACCCCCAGUUUGCCAGCCAGCCGUUCGUGGGGCGCUCGCGCCGCGGGCCCUUCGGCGAUGCCCUCCUGGAGUUCGACGCCUCGGUGGGACACCUGCUGCAGGCACUGCAGGACAGCGGAGUGGCCAACAGCACCUUGGUCUUCUUCACUUCUGACAACGGCCCCUCCACCAUGCGGAUGGCACGCGGGGGCAGCGCCGGCCUGCUGCGCUGCGGCAAGGGCACCACCUACGACGGGGGCAUGCGGGAGCCAGCGGUGGCCUACUGGCCCGGCCGUGUUGCCCCAGGAGUGACGCACGAGCUGGGAAGCACCCUGGACAUCCUGCCCACGCUGGCUGCCCUGGCUGGAGCCACCCUUCCCAAGGUUGCCUUGGAUGGCUAUGACCUGAGCCCAGUGCUCUUUGGAUCUGGGCAGAGCCCCCGGCGGACGAUGUUCUUCUACCCGCCGUCCCCCAGCGCCCUGCAGGGCUCCUUUGCGGUGAGGCUGGGCCGGCACAAGGCUCACUACUUCACACAAGGUUCCUUUCACAGUGACACGACACCAGACCAGGCCUGCCACGGGCUGACCCCCCUGACCCCACACGUGCCCCCCCUGCUCUUUGACCUGGACUCAGACCCGGCUGAGAACUACGACCUGCUGCAGGGCGCCGCAGGGCCUGAGGUGCUGCAGGUGCUGCAGGAGAUCAAGCAGCAGAAAGUGCUCUUUGAGCAGCACUUGCAGUUUGGGGAAAGCCAGAUGAGGAAGGGCAGGGACCCUGCCCUGCAGCCCUGCUGUGUACCGAGCUGCACUCCCAAGCCUGCCUGCUGCCGCUGCUCCUAGCCCCUCCUGCUGCAUCUCCUGCAGCUGGCCCUCGCUGGAACUCUGUCCCAGAGCCACCAGAUCCACCCCUUCCCUAACUAACCCACCUCAGCCUCAGAGCUGCCCUGCAGCUUGGCCUCAGUGCUACCUGUGACUGAUGGGGUGCUGGGUGGCAAAGCUCAGGCUGGAGGGGGCAGCAGCCCUGCCAGGAGCGCAGGUCAGCGGAGCUCUGCGGGGGACCUCUUGCCAGAAACCUCCACUUGUUCAGGGGGGCAGCACCAUCUCUGGUGCCAGAGCUGCUCUGCAGAUGGCAUGCAUGUGGCUGGCUUCUGCCUCUCUGCCAGGCCUGCCCUGUGGCCCAGCUUGACGGCAAGGCUCCAGGACA
Messenger RNA from Dryobates pubescens (Downy woodpecker), 1877 nucleotides. RefSeq names its product arylsulfatase A (gene ARSA). The transcript has 8 exons. The record is from RefSeq and is a predicted model, not a curated record. Lineage: Eukaryota; Metazoa; Chordata; Aves; Piciformes; Picidae. Gene Ontology annotation, molecular function: arylsulfatase activity. Bases 5 to 1513 code for a protein of 502 amino acids.